Metarhizium brunneum ARSEF 3297 is the source of this 2781-nucleotide messenger RNA. RefSeq lists its product as uncharacterized. The record is from RefSeq and is a predicted model, not a curated record. Lineage: Eukaryota; Fungi; Ascomycota; Sordariomycetes; Hypocreales; Clavicipitaceae. Gene Ontology annotation, molecular function: carbohydrate binding; hydrolase activity, hydrolyzing O-glycosyl compounds. Gene Ontology annotation, biological process: carbohydrate metabolic process.
AUGAGAGCUGGCGCAGUUAUUCAGUUCUUCUUUGCCCUUGGCGGGAUAGCUGCUACUCCAAAACCGAAUACCCGCGAUCGUCUGAGAGAAUGCCCCGGCUACAGAGCGGUCAAGGACGGCCAAAUUUCGGACGGUUUGUGGCGGUUUCUGGAAAUCCAUGAUGACAGGGCCAGAUUCAUCGACUUGGAACUCGCUGGCAAACCUUGCAACGUCUACGGCAAGGAUCUCCCGUUCCUAAAGGUCACGCAUGUGGUUGAGACUCCCACGCGCCUUCACGUCCAAAUCGCCGAUCCAAAACAGGAAGCCUACCAAAUUCCCGAACUUGUCUUUCCCCGUCCCAAGUUUAGCAAAAAGAGACAGAGCAAAAAGCCACUUUUGGAGUUCGAAUACACCGAAUACCCGUUCUCAUUCAGAAUUGUUCGCACCAAGGACACUACGAUACUUUUCGACUCGUCUGCCGCAGGACUGGUCUUUGAGGACCAGUAUAUUCGUUUGCGUACCUCGCUACCCGUGAAUCCUAACCUGUACGGCUUUGGGGAGCACUCUGAUUCCUUCCGGCUAAAAACUAACAACUAUACGCGUACGCUGUGGAAUGCCGAUACCCCUUCUGUCCCUGCUGGUUGGAAUCUCUACGGAAGUCACCCCAUGUACAUAGAGCAUCGUCAAAAGGGAACCCACGGCGUCUUCUUGCUCAACUCGAACGGCAUGGAUGUCGUAAUCGACAGCGAUCCCUAUAGCGCCUACUUGGAGUACAAUAUCCUUGGCGGAGUGCUCGACUUUUACUUCUUUGCUGGAGAAACUCCCAUUGACGUGGCCAAGCAGUAUUCCGAGGUCGUCCAGCAGCCAGCCUUGGUGCCUUACGGUGCGCUGGGACUUCACCAGUGUCGAUGGGGCUACCAAGAUGUUUUCAACGUUGCUGAAGUCGUGCACAACUACAGCCAAGCUGGUAUUCCUCUCGAAACUAUGUGGACGGAUAUUGACUACAUGGAUGGCCGAGCUGCCUUCUCCCUAGACCCUGAGCGGUUUCCCCUGCAAAAGAUGCGUCAGUUAGUACAGCAUCUCCACUCCAGGAAUCAAAAAUUCGUCAUGAUGCUCGACCCUGCCAUUGCCGUCAAGGACUACGGCCCUUACAACAACGGCAAGACGUGGCCAAUGUCCUUCCUUGUCAACUCAUCAGGGUUACCCUAUGAAGGUGUCGUAUGGCCCGGCCGCACCGUCUACCCAGACUGGUUCGCCCCUGCCAUCCAGGAAUACUGGAAUAAGGAGUUCGACACCUUCUUUAACCCUGCAACAGGCGUUGACAUCGACUACCUGUGGAUAGACAUGAACGAGCCUUCCAACUUUUGCGACUUCCCGUGCAACAAUAUUGACGAGGUAGCUCUGCUGUACCCGCCUCCACCACCGCUCGUUCGGUCACCGCCGAGAGAAUUACCUGGAUGGCCUUGUGACUUCCAGCCACCGGGCACAAAAUGCGACGACAAUGGAAUAAAGCCCCUCGCCUCCCCAAAGAAACCCCGUGCUGUCUACCUCUAUUUCCCAGAACCUAUGCUAUCUAUACCCCCCCUCUACUUCCCCUUGAUGGAGGAAGUCAAACCAGGUUACAGACCCUUCUUUCUAGGCUUCGACAAUCGUGAUCUCAUCAACCCCCCCUACACCAUCAACAACGCCUGGGGUAUGCUGCCGCAAAAGAGCCUCAACACGAGCAUCCGUCACAGCAAUGGCCUCACUCUCUUUGACACGCACAACCUCUACGGACACAUGAUGGCUGCUGCCUCACGCAGAGCCCUCAUCGCCAUGCGUUCUCACAAGCGUCCCUUCAUCGUCACACGCUCUACCUUUGCUGGCUCGGGAGCCCACGCCGCGCACUGGCUGGGUGACAACGACUCUAGCUGGGAGCACUACCGCUUGAGCAUUCGGCAAAUGCUGCAAUUCAAUUCCAUGUUCCAGGUGUCCAUGGUUGGAUCCGACGUCUGCGGCUUCAACGGGGAUACCACUGAGGAGCUCUGUGCGCGAUGGGCCAUGCUCGGCGCCUUCCAGCCGUUUUACCGUAACCACAAUGCCGAGGGACAGAUUGACCAGGAGUUUUACCGGUGGCCUUCGGUCACUCAGGCUGCGAAGAAGGCGAUUGACAUUCGCUACAGGCUGCUAGACUACUUCUACACGGCCUUGAUGACACAAAGUUCUGAUGGAACGCCGGCUAUAAAUCCCAUGUUUUACAUUUACCCCAAAGAUGCAAAUACUUGGGGCUUGGACAUGCAGUACUUCUUCGGGCCUUCCUUGAUGGUUGCGCCAGUCCAGGAGCAAGGAUCUACGAGUGUGAAAAUCUACUUCCCCAACGACGUCUUCUACGACUUCCACACGCACGAGCAAUUUUUCGGCAUAGGGCAGUACGCCACUAGAACAAAUCAGACCAUCACCGAUAUCCCGCUCUUUGUCCGAGGUGGUCAAAUCAUUCCUAUGCGUGCCAGGUCUACCAUGACCACAACCGAGCUUCGCCAGCAAGAUUUCGAACUGUUGAUUGCUGUCGGCAGCAACGGCAGGGCCAAAGGAGUGUUGUAUUUGGACGACGGGGAGACUUUGCAAAAACCGCCGCAUUCGUACAUCGAGUUUAAUUAUAAGGGCGGCAGGGUUACUUCCAAGAUACGAUCGAUGGAUUUCAAGACUGGGGCGAAAAUAACAAAGAUUACCAUUAUGGGCGGCAAAAGAUGUGGACCUGGGAAGUCGUCCUGCUCGAAAGAUCUACACCACCCACUGAAAAAACGACUGAGUGUCAAGAUUUAG